AUGUUCUACGGGACCCACUUCAUCAUGUCCCCACCCGCCAAGAGCAAGCUGAAGCGGCAGGGCCAGCUGCUGUCCAGCGUGCUGUCCCGGACGCUGAGCUACAAGCACCGUGACCUGGACGCCACCUGCUCCAGCCUGGGCACCAGCGACGACCCGGCUGAGCUCUCCACCCAGCUCUCGGCCCCUGGGGUCCUGAAGGUGUUCGGGGACAGCGUGUGCACGGGCACCCACUACAAGAGCGUCCUGGCCACCGGCACGUCCAGCGCCCGGGAGCUGGUGAAGGAGGCCCUGGAGCGCUACGCCCUGAGCCCCGAGCGCGCCGGCCAGUACGUGCUGUGCGACGUGGUGGGCCAGGCUGGCGACUCCGGGCGGCAGUGGCAGGCCGAGGGCUUCCGGGUGUUCGGCGACAACGAGAAGCCCCUCCUGAUCCAGGAGUUAUGGAAACCCCGAGAAGGCUUGUCCCGGAGGUUUGAGCUGAGAAAGAGGUCGGAGAUGGAGGAGCUGGCAGCCAGGGACGUAGACACCGUGACGGCAGGGAUAAACGCCCAGGCCCGGAGACUGCAGCGGAGCCGCGCCAAGGGGACCCCAGCCCCGGCCGCGGGGGGAGCCUGGAGCCCCCCUCCACCCCGGCUGCGCCGCACGGUCAGCGAGACCAGCCUGGGCUCGGCCGUCGCCCCGCCGUCUGCUGCCCGGGGCCCUGAGGAGCCCGGCCAGGACGCCAUGCGCUGCUCCCUCUACGAGUCGCCCCACCUGCUGCUCCUGCAGGGCUACAGCCAGCAGCACGACAGCCUGGUCUACGUGCUCAACCGGGAGCGGCACACGGUGGGCCAGAGGACCCCCUCCAGCAAGCCCAGCAUCAGCCUCUCGGCCCCCGACAUCCUGCCCCUGCACUGCACCAUCCGCAGGCGCCGGUCGUUGGGCCGAGCGCAGGCAGGGGCACAGCUGGUCCUGGAGCCCAUCCCCGGGGCGUCCGUCUCGGUCAACUUCUCGGAGGUGGGGGGCCGCGCCGUGGUGCUGCGCCAUGGGGACCUGCUCUCCCUGGGCCUGUACUACCUGCUGCUGCUGAAGGACCCAGCGCAGGCCCAGCCCCUGCCCGCCCAGGCCCUGGCCCGCCUCCGGGCCAUGCCGGAGAGCUGUAGGAUGUGCGGCGCCCCGCUCCGGGCCCGGGGCGCCUCGGUCUCCGCGAGGUCCGGCCCACCCCGGGCACGACCGCUGCACCUGGAGUUCGAGCCCGACGUGGAGGACGCGCUGCUGCAGCGGAUCAUGACGCUGGUCGAGCCGGGCGGCAACGACCACAAGCUGACCCCCGCCUUCCUCCUCUGCCUCUGCAUUCAGCACUCGGCCACCCGCCUCGAGCCGGGCUCCUUUGGGCAGCUCCUGCUCAAGAUGGCCAAGAUGAUCCGAGAGACGGUCUGGGAGAAAACCAAAGAACUCGCCGAGAAGCAGGCGCACCUUCAGGAGCCCCUCUCCACGGCCAGCUUCACCAUGGCGGGCCUGGUUCCGGACCUGCAGCACAUCCUCUUCUGGAUGUCCAACUCGGUUGAGCUUCUGUACUUUAUCCAGCAGAAGUGCCCACUCUACAUGCAGAGCCUGGAGGAGGACCUGGACGUCACAGGCUCGAAGGAGUCCCUGUUCUCCUGUGCCCUCACGGCCAGCGAGGAGGCCAUGGCGGUGCUGGAGGAGGUCAUCCUGUGCGCCUUCCAGCAGUGUGUCUACUAUGUCUCCAAGUCCCUGUACGUGUGCCUCCCGGCCCUGCUGGAGUGCCCCCCCUUCCCGCUGGAGUGCCGCGAGAGCCGGCGCUCGGCCCCUCAGCUGCCCGAGGAGCUGCGCCGCGUCGUGUCCAUCUACCAGGCCACCCUGGACCUCCUGCGGCCGCUGCGCCUGCACCCCGGGAUGGCCGCGCAGCUGCUGGCCUACCUUCUCUUCUUCUCGGGCACGCUGCUCUUCAACCAGCUGCUGGACAAGGGGCCCUCUCUGAGUUGCUUCCACUGGCCCGGAGGCGUCCAGGCCUGUGCCCGCCUGCAGCAGCUCCUGGAGUGGACACGGAGGGCCGGCUUUGGCGAGGCUGGAGAGUGCUCCUUCCGGAAGCUUUCCUGCUCGCUCAGCCUGCUGGCCACGCCCCGUGCCCAGCUCGUGCAGAUGAGCUGGGCGAACCUGCGGGCCGCGUUCCCUGCCCUGAGCCCCGCACAGCUGCACCGCCUGCUGACCCAGUACCAGCUGGCCUCGGCCAUGGGCCCCAUGAGCGCCUGGGAGCCGGGUGCCCAGGACAGCCCCGCAGCCUUCAAGUCAGAGGAGGUCCUGGAGUCCUAUGAAAACCCCCCACCCAUCGUUUUGCCGAGCGAGGGCUUCCAGGUGGAUCUGGAGGCCGACUGCUUGGAUGACAGCCUCCACCGGCACCUCGUCUACAUCCGCCACUUCCUGUGGAGCCUGCGGAGCAAGCCCAGCCCGGGCGGCAGGCCCGCGCGGCCAGGGGCUGCCUGGUGCUGAGUUCUGUCCCCCCUCCCCCAGGGCCCGCACCACACCAGCCCCGGGGUCCACCCUGAGGACCAGAGCCGCCCCCUGGCUUCCAGGGACGCCGGCAGGGGAGCCCGUGAGGCCGGCCCGGAGCGCCCUCCUCCUUCCGCGGGGGACCCCCAGGCACAGGGCCCUCUGGGAAGGCCGCCAGGCCGCGUGAGCCGCGGGGGGCCCCAGGCUGGGGACCCACACGGGGACCCCUCGUGCCUGCUCACGCCCCCCGGCACCCCGCUCAGCCUGGAGCCCGCUGUCCCCGACUGGCCAGAAGCCAGCAGUGCCUGCGCGGAGGUGCUUCUGGAAGGAAGGAGGAACGGGCCGAGCGGCCCGGCGUGCGCAGCCCCGCAAGGAGACUGUGCGGCCCCGGCGGCCGAGCCCCCUCCGGCCCCCUCCAGCCACAGCUCCAGCACGGACGACUUCUGCUACCUGUUCGUGGUGGAGCUAGAGCGAGGCCCCUCUGGGCUGGGCAUGGGCCUGAUCGACGGGAUGCACACGCCCCUGGGCGCCCCAGGGCUCUACAUCCAGACCCUGCUCCCGGGGAGCCCCGCAGCGUCCGACGGGCGGCUGUCGCUGGGAGACCGCAUCCUGGAGGUGAACGGCAGCAGCCUGGUGGGCGUCAGCUACCUGAGGGCCGUGGAUCUGAUCCGACACGGGGGAAAGAAGGUGCGGUUUCUGGUUGCCAAGUCAGACGUGGAAACGGCCAAGAAGAUCUGCUUCCGCACGCCCCCUCCCUAG
Lipotes vexillifer (Yangtze River dolphin) is the source of this 3246-nucleotide messenger RNA. RefSeq names its product Rap associating with DIL domain (gene RADIL). The record is from RefSeq and is a predicted model, not a curated record. Gene Ontology annotation, molecular function: GTPase binding. The transcript is spliced from 14 exons. Lineage: Eukaryota; Metazoa; Chordata; Mammalia; Artiodactyla; Lipotidae. Gene Ontology annotation, biological process: signal transduction; neural crest cell migration; substrate adhesion-dependent cell spreading. Gene Ontology annotation, cellular component: microtubule.